AGCUAAGCUACCCAUUGUUCUGAGGAGAGAGAAGAAUCGGCCAUUUUAUUACUUUUGGCGAAUUAAAUGAAAUGGGAAAAGCUCGGUACUUGAACGAUGACAUAUUCUUCAAUGUGCUAUCUCAGUUGCCUACAAAGAUUUUGGUUGGAUUGAAAUGUGUCUCUAAAGGAUGGAAGAGCCUAAUUUCCGAUCGUCGUUUCAUCCAGGCUCAGUUAAGAAAGACAGAACUCACUGUGUCUGGAUUCAUCUUCCAAGAGAAGUUCCAGUGGUAUGAGGAGGACAUCAAGACUGUCAGUUACAUUCCGGUCGGAAAGGAAAGUUUCGAAGUGAAGCAGAGUGUCUUUGAUUUCCUUCCCGAGGAUAUCGUUGUGUUGGCGUCGUGCGACGGUCUCGUUUGUUGCAGGAGUUGCUUCCCUACUGAAGAUCCAGCCAUCUACAUUUGCAAUCCCGUGAACAAGGAAUUCGUUACGUUGAGAUGCGCGGGACUCGACAGAGAUAGCAGUGUAGCCUUGGCAUUUGAUCCAUCUCAAGAGCUCGUGGACACUAGUACAAAUUUCAAAGUGGUGAGGGCUCAGCAAUUUGAGAUUGAAGAAGGAGAGGAGGACUUGUACUUCACAUUCGAAAUAUACUCUUCAAAAGCAGGGGAAUGGAGGAAAUCAAAUGAGAUUUGCAAAUGCAAUACGAGUUUGUCAAAAAACAAGGGCAUUUACAUUGGAGGGAUAUUGCACUGGCUAACAGACGGCGAUAACAUCCUCACAUUUGAUUCAGAAAAGGAGCUAUCUUGGUUGAUCUCCGUACCGGUUCCAGCUUCGGAGUUCAAGAGCAUUCCUCAGGCGUGCAUCGGAGAAUCCGACGGUCGACUUCAUUAUGUCAUGAUCUCUGAAGAAGGGCUCCAUUUGUGGUGUCUUGAGGAUUACUUCGAAAGCAAAUGGGCACUCAAGUACUCGAAACCGCUGAGGACGAUGGAGAAAGAGCAUCCGCGGUUGCUAUGCAACUUACAUGAGAGAGUGAUGAGCGUUUACGACACCGAAACGCCAUGGGUGAAUCCCUUGGCUUUUAAGGAUGGGCUGUUGUUAAUGAUAGUUUCUGCAAAGAUCUACUUAUAUCACUUUGAGACAAGUAAGAUGCAGGUGGUUUGCGAGGCUUUCAAGUUGGGUUCGAGCUCCAUCUUUUUUCCAACGGUACUUCCUUACUCCAUGAGUUUGGUUCCUCUCCUCUCAACCGUUGAUGAUAGUGUAGCUGGCAAUAAACUAACUAACUAACUAACUAACAGAAACACAACAAUUUGGCUAAGUUUGAGGACUUUUGGGAAUUUAGAGUGCUUUAGUAUUAGUCAUCUUUCUAGAAACUUCUUUGAAUGUUUGCUCCUGAGAUGUUUUUGGUGAUGUAAAAACUGAUAUGAAAUUUAGCAUGCUAAGCAAAGGAAUUAUUAUUUACAUUCUACUUGUUUGGGUGCUGCUAAUACUUUUUUAGGAACUCUAGUGGAUAAAUUAGACAGCAAUCCGCUCCAGUUGAAG
Morus notabilis is the source of this 1517-nucleotide messenger RNA. Its product is annotated as F-box protein At5g07610. Gene Ontology annotation, molecular function: protein binding. The record is from RefSeq and is a predicted model, not a curated record. The transcript is spliced from 2 exons. NCBI's taxonomy places the organism in Eukaryota, Viridiplantae, Streptophyta, Magnoliopsida, Rosales, Moraceae. Bases 72 to 1262 code for a protein of 396 amino acids.